AUGUCUGACCAGGAAAUUGGUCUUGAGGCCCACCAUUUAUUCGACAAAGCACAGACUGUGGACCCGGAAGUUCGCGCCCACGUCUACAGUCUCGUCACAGCUCUCGGAGGCACUGAAGCAGAUGAGGCGGGUAGUUACGUGCUCGGCGAUGAUGCUUUGGCAUGUCUGCGCGAUCUCAAGCGCUGGCUCAAAUUAUAUGACGAGAAGAACAACCGACUUGAUGUUGCGCGUUGCCUGGCAGAAGCAAACCUUGUGAAUGGGGAUCUCCUACCUAUACUGGCAGCAUGGACAGAAGAUUCGAACAAUAACCGUGCAAAAGCCAGACUUGCGCUGGCAUGCUUGGAGCUGCUCGUCCCAUUGACGUGGCCGCUCGAGCACGCUGGAGGAAUGACCGUCAACCAUCAUCGGCACACGCCAUACAUACAACAAGCACACGUGCGGUACAAGGCUGGAACCCUCUGCUAUGGUAGAGCAAGUAUUCUUCGGACUAUCGUACGCAUUGGCCUGCCGUCAAUCGCGACCUCCAAGGAUGAUCGCACAUCGAGGGACGAAGGUAUCAUCAAAUUGAUGCUUUACUUCUUCAGAAACAUCUCGAUCAUCACCCCACUGCCGAAUCUGCCAAGCCAAGGUCUUGACGAUGAGAUCUCGAGAUCUGCCACGAUCGAAGCCUUCCGACAGCAGGACGUGUUCGCACUGCUUCUGACCAUGUGCUCCAACAUGGGCGAGGACUUCAAUCUCCAAGACGUAAUAGUACUGGAGAUCAUCUUCAAUCUCAUCAAAGGUGUUAAUGUGGAGAAGCUCUUCAUGAACGAGGAGCAGCGGAAAAUACAGAAAACAACAGAACUAAAGGACGUCUUAGGGAAGGAGAGGGCGAUGCACCGUGACUACGCCAAAAUUGCUCCAACGAGGCAUGGCAGAUUUGGUACAAUGAUCUGGGUGAAGCGUGAGGAUGAGAAGGUCUCUGCAAUAUCCGGUCAGGACAACCUGAAGGACGGCCGGAACUCUCUACUCAAGAUGGACAAAUCAAAGAAGUGGAGUAAACCACAGCAGAGAAGAAAGGAUCUUGAUCACUCCAUCUACGACUUUGAUCACUCCGUUCCACUGACUGCUGAUGCAAGUGAGCUUCUACGGAACUUCGUUGAAGAGUUUUUGGAUUCUGGGUUCAACCCACUCUUCACACAUCUUCGGAAAGCCAUCGAACGAGAAGCUGACCGACUGCUUGACAUCAACUACCGUCAAUUCUUCUACACCGUCUCUUGGUUCCUCCAAGCCGAGAAAUGCCGUCGAGCACGGCAGGAGAAGGACCGGAAGAAUCAAAAGGUCCAGACUGACUUCGAGGCAGAAAGCUAUGGUCUAGUUGCUGCAGUGCUGAACCAGGAGACAUUUAUCACUCUCAACCGAUAUAUGCAGACAAGCUUCGAUAACAAGGAAUGGCAGGAUCUGAAUGCUAGCAUGAGAUGCUUCACGCAGAUCCUGCUCACAGUCCAAGAGAUGGCGCAGUCUUCGUUGGAAGAGGACCAGGAAAUCGCGGACAACAUCCAAAAUCGAAUAUUCUAUGAAGAAACAACCCAUGAUAGGAUCGUUAAUAUUCUCAAAGGAUACAAAGAUCAGGGUUUCGGCUAUCUCGAUGCAUGUACCGAGCUCUCACACGUCUUCUUGCGUAUGCUGGAGCGAUACUCGAAAGAGAAUGCUGAUCUUCAGAUACGAUCUCGAAGAAGAGCACGGCGCAAGAAGAAAGAGCAGCAGACGACGCAGAAUGGAGAAAAUGAAGAAGCCGACGACGACGACGACGACGUCCGAUCCGAGAACGAAGACAUAGCAGAAGCAGCUCAAGUCUCACGAGAGCGCAAGUUCGACUUCACUCGUUUCGCCGCCAAAUUCACCUCUCAAAGCUCGGUCAACACCUUGGUAGCCUUCACUGCUUUCUACCGUGACCUGUCAAUCGACCAGCUCAAGCGAGCGCACCGAUUUUUCUACCGCGUCGCAUUCAAGCAAGAGCUCGCCGUACUUUUAUUUCGUGUCGACAUCAUCGCAUUAUUCUACCAACUCAUCAAAGGUCCAGAAGGACUAGAUCGAUCAAAUGCAAUGUACAAGGAAUGGGAUGAGCUGGUGCGACAGGUGCUGAAGAAGAUGUUCAAGAAGCUGGAACAGAGACCAGAGCUCAUUGUUGAGAUGUUGUUCAGCAAGAUCAGAGCAACGCUCUAUUACCUUGAGUAUGGUCAUGAGAGACAGACGGUGAGCUCGACGAGAACGCCGGCAGAAUUGGAAGUGAAGGCUGCCCCUGACAGGGAUGUUAACGAGCAAAUUGGAAUCGUAGUAGCAGCGCUGCUCAAGGAUGACAAGGAGAGUUUUGUACGGUGGGUGCUGGAAACAAUUGCGAAGGCCGCCGAUGAGCGGAAAGCUUGGGAUGCCGAGGCCACAGCUAGGAGGGAACUCUCUGGUAUUGCAACAGAACCUCACGAAGAGACCACCGCAGCGGAGAAGGGGGAUGAUAAGCCAGGGCCAAAAGCACCCUCUAUCGUGAUCCGACCUCCCACCGACGAAAUACGCACUGCCACAUUCAAGGACGCAAAGCUAAAACUGCUAAUGACACUAUCCGGGUUCGAGAGAUCAGGCGGCGAAGAAAAGGCAGAUGCAACAUGGAUUAUGCCAUCAGCGGUCAGCUCCACCAGCCUGGAAGAACUUCACAUCACCAUCGAGAAAUACCUCGGCACGAUGUGGACCGACCCCAGCGGUCAAGAGCCCGAGAAUUUUCUACGUCGCGUCAAGACAACAACAGCAGCAGCAUACGCCGAAGACGGCGAGCAAGAACCCCGUCGCGACGCCUUCAUCGACGACUCUGAAGGCUCCGACGACCUCCAGGAUUUCAUGUUCCCAGACAACGUGCGCUCGAAGUCUGAUGCGCUGACCCAGCUGAAGAAAAAGCACAAAAAGCCAAAGCUUAGAACAAAGAAUAACGUGGAGCCGCUUGCAGAGGAUGAGCUGGAUGAGCGUCGAAAGGCAAGAGAGCAGGCUGCGUUGGACAGGAGGAGGAAGAUCAAGAGUGAGCUUUACAUCCGGGACAGUGAUGAAGAGAUGGACGAAGAGGAGAAUAGGGCCUUCUUUGCAAGGGAAGAGGAGAAUCGCAGGAAGCAGGCUCAGAGGGUUAUGGCGGCUUUGAGUUUGGGGAGGACUGAGGAGGGUGCUGCUACGAAGAAGGAGAAGAAGAGGAAGUCGGAGAGUAUUGAGGAAGGGAAUGAGAAGAGGCGGAGGCGGAAUGACAGCGAGGAUGAGAGGAUGAGUGGGAUUGAGGAUGAGAUUGAGAUGAUGGAAGCAGAGUCAGCCUCCUCUCCACGCCACAGAGCUGCUACAUCCGACGAUGAGCUCGAUAUUGAGGAUACUCCCCUCUCUUCACAAAGUCAGGCUUCAAAUGCCGGGUCAGGCAAGGAUGUCGCUCUACGAGAAAUUGCGCCGCCAAGACUCAAUUCUUCGGCAAUGGCAAAAGGACAAGAGGCGGAUGACCGCGAUGACAGCGAUGACGAGUUGCCCGUGUUGGCCUCUCAGCGGCGGCGAGUGCGCGCCGGCUUUAUUCUUGAUGACAGUGAUGAAGACUAA
This is a messenger RNA of Endocarpon pusillum Z07020, 3594 nucleotides long. RefSeq names its product Topoisomerase 1-associated factor 1. The transcript has 3 exons. Gene Ontology annotation, cellular component: replication fork protection complex. The record is from RefSeq and is a predicted model, not a curated record. Bases 1 to 3594 code for a protein of 1197 amino acids. NCBI's taxonomy places the organism in Eukaryota, Fungi, Ascomycota, Eurotiomycetes, Verrucariales, Verrucariaceae. Gene Ontology annotation, biological process: DNA replication checkpoint signaling; DNA repair; replication fork arrest. Gene Ontology annotation, molecular function: DNA binding.